Molecule: messenger RNA, 906 nt
Organism: Exophiala spinifera
Lineage: Eukaryota; Fungi; Ascomycota; Eurotiomycetes; Chaetothyriales; Herpotrichiellaceae
Exons: 2
Coding region: 1-906 (301 amino acids)
Source: RefSeq, a predicted model, not a curated record
AUGAAGGCCCCAACCCCGGUGCUCGCUCCUGAGGCGGCUCCUUCGUUCAUCUCUCCCACGAAAGCCAGCGUUCCCUUGUUUGCCGCAUCAUCGCAAAAUGGCACAUCAUUACGCCGGUUUUUGACACGAUUAGCACUGCAUACUUCAGGGAAGCUUUACCAUCGAGACGGUCUCUGUGUACCCAUCUCGAAACACAAAAUCCUCAAGACGGGUUUCCGCGUCCAUCUGACGGAAGGCGCAACCAUGAAAUACCUAGCCGAGAAUACGGCCAUCCCUGUUCCCAAGGUCUACUGCUCUUUUCUAUGCAGGCACAGAGCAUACAUUGUCAUGGAAAGGAUACAGGGCGAUGAGCUCUCGACAGCCCUGAAGACCAUGCCAAAAGAAUCACUUGAGGAUGUCUUCUCGCAAUUGAGGGACAUAAUACGGGAGUUACGCGCUCUCACACCUCCAUGCACGGGGGUAGAGAGCUGCGUUGGUGGGUCACUGUAUGAUUCCCGCAUACCUCAGGGGAACCAUCGCUUCGGACCUUUCAAGACCAUCCGAGACUUCCACUUCUGGCUUAGAAAAGGCUUACGGCCCGAAGAUCUACAAGGUCGAGAGCGCGACCAAGAUUGGCACGGCCUUCAGGAGAUGAUGAAUCGGCAAGAUGGGCCGUGGCCUCCGCCAGUCUUCACACACGGCGAUUUGAAUCCGUCCAACAUUCUCAUCCGAGAGGGAAAAGUGGUUGGUAUCAUUGACUGGGAGUUCUCAGGAUGGUAUCCCCAGUAUUGGGAAUACACAUCAGCCUGGUUUGGGAACACAAUGAAACCAGGAUGGCAGAGCAAGCUUGACCAGUUUCUCGACCGACCCGAUCCUGAGGAGGUCAAGAUGGAAGAAGUUCGUCACAAAUGGUGGGGCGAAUGCUGA